AUGGAGUACCUCAUUGGCAUCCAGGGCCCCGAGUAUGUCCUUGUUGCCUCCAUCCAGGUGGCCACUAGCAAUAUUGUCCAGAUGAAGGAUGAUCAUGACAAGAUGUUUAAGAUGAGUGAAAAAAUCUUACUCCUAUGUGUUGGAGAGGCUGGAGACACUGUACAGUUUGCAGAAUAUAUUCAGAAAAAUGUGCAACUUUAUAAGAUGCGAAAUGGUUAUGAAUUGUCUCCCACAGCAGCAGCUAAUUUCACACGCCGAAACCUGGCUGACUGUCUUCGGAGUCAGACCCUGUAUCAUGUCAACCUGCUCCUGGCUGGCUAUGACGAACAUGAGGGUCCAGCUCCCUACUACCUGGACUACCUAGCAGCCUUGGCCAAGGCCCCUUUUGCAGCCUAUGGCCAUGGUGCCUUCCUGACUCUCAGUAUCCUGGACCGAUACCACACCCCAACUAUCUCACGUGAGAGGGCAGUGGAGCUUCUUAGGAAACGUCUAGAGGAGCUCCAGAAACGCUUCAUCCUGAAUCUGCCAACCUUCAGUGUUCGAAUCAUUGACAAAAAUGGCAUCCAUGACCUGACCGACAUUUCCUUCCCUAAACAGGGCUCCUAACGUCAUGCCCUAUGUCCCACGUGCC
Molecule: messenger RNA, 631 nt
Organism: Rhinolophus ferrumequinum (greater horseshoe bat)
Lineage: Eukaryota; Metazoa; Chordata; Mammalia; Chiroptera; Rhinolophidae
Product: proteasome subunit beta type-2-like
Exons: 1
Coding region: 1-606 (201 amino acids)
Biological process (GO): proteasomal protein catabolic process
Cellular component (GO): cytosol; proteasome core complex, beta-subunit complex; nucleus
Molecular function (GO): peptidase activity
Source: RefSeq, a predicted model, not a curated record